This is a messenger RNA of Necator americanus (New World hookworm), 231 nucleotides long. RefSeq lists its product as uncharacterized. The transcript has 2 exons. The record is from RefSeq and is a predicted model, not a curated record. The coding region runs from base 1 to 231 and encodes 76 amino acids. NCBI's taxonomy places the organism in Eukaryota, Metazoa, Nematoda, Chromadorea, Rhabditida, Ancylostomatidae.
AUGAAAAUGAUUUUCACUGGAUGUCCAACGGAUAUGACGAAAGGCCAAGACGGACCACAGUGCCCACAGCUUGAGUUGAGUGCCUUGACGGAUGCAUCCCGUGCCCCCAUUGUCAUAACAGAAUAUUCUAUCGGUUCUCAUCUGCAGUUACUUCCGAAACGCAGCAAGAGUUGUCCAGUCUGGUCUUGCAUCCAACUAUUUUUUCCAGAUAGUAAAUGCCGUUUUCGUUAA